Molecule: messenger RNA, 2695 nt
Organism: Trichobilharzia regenti
Lineage: Eukaryota; Metazoa; Platyhelminthes; Trematoda; Strigeidida; Schistosomatidae
Source: the annotation of a GenBank genome assembly
AUGUAUGAUGUAACAGGGACAAAAGCAGAAACAUCUGAAGUCCGAAGUCUAUUACUUACAGAGUCUAAGAAACCACAGUAUCAUAGUCCUUCCAAAGCUGAAGACAUAGGCAGCAGUGUUAGUGAAUUAGUCGACAUUAAUGCAAGCCCAUUACCAGGUGGGAAUAUUCAAACACCUGACAAUUCUCAUCAUCUUAGUGACACUAAUGACAAAGUUGCAUUCAACAAUGAUUCUAAUACACAAAAGUUUGUCAAUACCACAGUUCCAUCUAGGUCCACAUCUCAAUCUACAUCAACAAAUGUACCUGACAGCGAUAACAGUGAUGCGCCAGUGAAUAAGACUGAUGUAAAUAUUUCCGUCAAUGAAACAUUGGAUGGUUCAGAAGAACACAGUGGUGAUCACAUGAAAUCUAGUGUUACUUACAUCCGCAUUAAUAAUCUAUUCAAGAUGUCAGGAAAUCAUUCAGAAUCGGAGACAAUUGUGUCAUCGUCAGUUGUUACAAAUAUACCCAAUAUCACAGAACUUCCAUCCAAGCAGGUUCAAACGUUUGAGGAAGAUAAAACCGCAGAUUCUUUGACAGCUAAUCAUAUAAUAAAUGAAGGCGAAACAUCAACAUGUAAUAGGUUAGUAGAUUCAUCUGAUAACCUACGCUAUAAUCUGGCAGCCAGCGAUCAACCAAAUGAAACGUUUGAGCACUUAUCGAGUGGGCUACGGGAAGAUAAAACUAUUGAGCCUUCAUUUAACUAUCCUUCGGAAACAAAAGAUUACCAGAGUGAUGAUAUUUCUACAACGAAUCAUGUUACCGAUCAAUAUGGUUUGGACACAUUUACGGAAGGUAAAGACACUCCUGAUGAGUUAGUCAAGAAUCACUUAUUUUCUGAUCAACAAACUGAGGUAAAUGCAUUUCAGAUGUCGCCCUUCAGUCAAACUGGGGAUUAUAACACAGUUGCUCAUAAGAAUUUUGAUGCACUUACUGUGGGUAAUGAUAACUCCUUGAAUGCACAAAGCCUUUCGCAAUCAAAAGUCGAAUCAUUGACAGAUCCCAAGAUCAAUAAUAAUGGGAAACAGUCUAAUACGGAGUGUGUCAAUGUAUUAAUUAGCGGAAAAGAACAAUCGGUUGACUCUGGAACUAACCGGUUCAAUAUUAUGGGGUCCUUCUUACCAAAACAGGCAGAAGCUGCUGAGUCGACGGUUAUCUUUACUAACUUUGCCACUAAGGAAGAACUUGAAAAUGCUCAUUCUUCUGCAGUUAGUGAGAUUUCUAGUCAGCAACCGCCUACUUUUAAUGAACCAUUUCCUGACCGGAAUACUACGGAUGAUCACACUGAAAGUAAUACUUCAAGGUCUUCUUCCUUGAAAACGCAUGACUACCGGUCCCCCGAAGAAGAUGCAUUGGUUACAGAAAUUUAUUAUAACACUGAUGAAAUGGCUUCUUCAUCAGGUAGUCAAGUGGCCGCUAAAAACGUUGAGGAUGAUUUCAUAAAGUCAAGUAGAAACUUACAUUUCGUCACUUUCGACUCGUUCAAAAAUGCAGAAACAACUGUUAAACCUCAACAGGCUAUUACCAAUUCCACAGCUGCUAAUUUUUCGUCCAUUAUUUCUCCGAUAACAGUAGAUGCUGCUCAGUAUUCAGUUGCUCUGGUUAAUAUUCCAGUAAACGAAGACGACACUUUUGAAAAUGUUCCACUAGUAAGUGAAAUAUCGCCUCUAAUCGGUAGGCUGGAACAAUCGGAUAUUUUAACAUCGUCGAUGCCUCAUACAAGUUAUUUUCCAGUUUUAAAUUUAUCUGAAUUCGAAGAUAAGGAUUCUACGAGCAAACCAGAAACGCUACCUGGAGAGAAAGCCAACAAUGUUAGAGCUGAUCAUCAGAAGACCUUAGGGCAUGAAAGUCCUAUAAAAAGUGGAGAAGCACAGUCUGAAAUCCACAUAUUUACAUCUUACGGUAAAGAGACUAGCGAUCGAGAGGAUUCCGUUGACUCAUGUCUAGUCAAUCCAGUGAAAAUCUGUGCCUUAUAUGAAUCAAACGAUGGCAGACCACAAGAAAAUGUUAACAAUGACGGUGAUACACUCCUAAGCUAUAAGGCGAAGCCUUCUUCACUCACGGAUAAGAAUAAUACAACAGUUGACAGUGAUAAUUCGGAUAACAUAGUAACCGAUUUUAAAGGCAGUCAGUCUACACCCCCUUUGAGUUGGAUUAGUGAACGAUCAGAUUAUUCAAAUAUGACUUAUUCACCCACUGUGUAUUUGUGUAACUCUGAAACCAGCCUAGAGAUAUCACCAUCUCUGAUAAACUCUUCGUCACAAUUAGAAAGCGAUACUAACAUGACAGAUAAUACUGCCCGUUGGCUAAAUCACAGUUUAAAUGGUGUUGAGUUCGGUGAACAGACUGUAAGAUCCAUUCUAGUCGACAAUAAUACUGAAGAUGAUAGAAAGACACUGGCUAUUUUUUCACCACUUCAAACGUUAUCACAAUCAUCAUCAACGGAAGAGAAAGCAGUUGCAGACGAAGAAGACAGUUCAACAGCUCAGAUAUAUGUGGAUGAUAAAUAUAUCCUUCAAUUGUCACAGCGCAGUAGAAUCAGUGAUCAUGUCUCAAAAUCUGAAACUGAUGAAAAUGCAAAUGGAAGUAUAUGUCACAAACGUUUCAUUUUCACUGGAUACGCUUACAACAUGCUCACCUCAUUCUUUCAUUUAG